AUGACAGAUGCUGUCGGAGAAAGUGAUCUAGCGGAUAUGAAAAAGGAUGAGGAGCCUUCGCAUGUAAAAUCAAAUAUGGGAGGUCAUGUAGUCGCUGAAUGUACUUCGACAACAUCUUCAAAUCAGGCCGAAGAUGAUCAUGCCGGAUAUUGUGUUAAUGAGCAAGCAGAGGGAGAAAGUAGCGGUGCUACAAAUGAUUCUCAGCAAAGGAAGCUAAGGCUAGCAGUUGCUGGAUGCGCACAUGGUGAAAUGGAUAAGAUCUAUGAAGUUUUGGCUGAGAUAGAACAGGAAAAAGGCUAUAAAUUUGAUCUACUUAUCUGCUGCGGUGAUUAUCAGUCGGUGAGAAAUUAUGGAGAUCUUCAUCAUAUGCAUGUAAACGAAAAGUAUAGAUCAAUACAGACAUUCUACAAGUAUUAUUCGGGUGAAAAGACUGCACCGAUACUCACAAUUUUUGUUGGCGGGAAUCAUGAGGCUUCCGGAUAUUUGGCAGAGUUACCUAACGGAGGCUGGGUCGCGCCUAAUAUAUACUACAUGGGAUUUGCAAAUGUUAUAAGGUUUGCUGGAUUACGGAUAGCUGGCCUAUCUGGCAUAUACAAUGGGAGGGAAUUUAAUCGAGGACAUUAUGAACGCCCGCCAUACAAAGAUCGGAGUGAUAUUGUUUCCUCGUAUCAUGUUCGGAAUAUUGAUGUGUGGCGAUUAAAACAGCUAAGACCAGCUGACGACGACAGCACCAGCAACCCUGUAGAUAUUAUGGUCAGCCAUGACUGGCCCGCUGGGAUCGUAGACUUUGGCGAUAAAGAUUGGCUGCUUAGGGUUAAACCGUUUUUCGCUGACGACGUCAGCAAUGGAAAGCUAGGAAAUCCUUCCACUAUGCAGUUACUUUAUGAUAUUCGACCCAGAUAUUGGUUCGCGGCGCAUUUGCAUGUAGCAUUUGCUGCUCUGGUAGCUCACGAUGGUAAGGAUGGCUCUGCUGGGGCGAGUCCGACAAGAUUCUUGGCUCUAGAUAAGCCUAUACCGAGGAGGCAGUUCAUACAGGCUUUGGAACUAGACAUAGCUGAGGAUGCCGAACUCAAACUGACAUAUGACCCGCAAUGGCUAGCCAUUUUGAAGAGCACAGACAGUUUCACUACAAUAACUCGCUCAAACGCCUAUUUGCCUUCUGCUCACAGCAACGAGCGAUGGGACUUCCGACCCACCGAUGAGGAAUUAGCGAGCAUUAGCAAGCUUGGAGACCUGAGCAUACCGGAAAAUUUCCAACAAACUGCGAAACCACUGCUAAAGGACACACCAGAAGCGAGAAAUGCGCAUUCAACCCCAUACUACAGAAAUCCACAGACGGCUGAAUUCUGCUCUUGGUUGGGCAUUCAGGAUCUAAACAAGAUGCUUGUGGAUAGGGAUUCUGACAGUGUCGACAUCGCACAUUAUCUGGUGGAAAAUAGUACGGAUGACAGCGAGAUUCAAAUUGACGAGGAAAUUUUCGACGAUGGCGAGGACUUCGUGCUUGACACGCGUCCAACACCAGAUACGCUUCCAUCACCGAAAACUCCACGGGACGCCCCAGACGAUCCUCUGAAUGACUUUGUUCCACCUAAACUCACUCCCAAAACAACUAAGGAUGCAUUACCAGAUAUUUUAGAUGAUUUUUUACCUCCAAAAAUCACACCAAAAAGUAGAAAAGAUGAUAGUAGUGAUGAAGUUGUUUUUAAACGUCGUAAAGUUGAUAUUCCCGAUGAGGAAUGAGCCGUGCCACAACUUUUUACCUUGAUCAAUACUACCUCAUUCGUUGUUGAUCUUGUCAAGUGUUUGUUGCAUUUGGAUC
Messenger RNA from Cylicocyclus nassatus, 1819 nucleotides. The record is from the annotation of a GenBank genome assembly. Lineage: Eukaryota; Metazoa; Nematoda; Chromadorea; Rhabditida; Strongylidae.